UCGGGAAGUCUACUCGAAAGUGUUCAAAGCUGGACAAAGGAGAGCAUCAAUAAGAGAGCCAAGUGAAUGAAGUUGUUAUACAAUUAAUUAAAGGAAAAUAUUUGUUUAACAUAGCGUUAUAUAACACUAAAUAAUUGUUGCAGAUUCGCAACAACUUGCAAUUAUUUCUUGUUUAUUUAAAUGCUUUGUUUUCAACCCAAAAGAGUAUUUGAUCCGUGAAAAAGGAGAUAUGAACAAGCGAAAUAUUAAAUUAUUUGAGCAACACUAAUUUGUAUGUUGAUAUUAUUUCAACAGGAAUUGACACUAAAGAUCAAAGUUCGAGCUUCCGCAAACAUCAGUAGGGUCACUGGCAUUAACGUAUCAUACUUUACGUACUCCUGAUGUGUGAUUGACAAGUACAAGAAUAUAAAGAGACUCAUCCUCAUGCCUUCUAAUCUUGUCUUGAUACCGAUAAGGAGGUCUCCCCAGCCUGUAAACGAUUGCUGGCAACGUCAAAGCUUCAGUAGCUCAUUGUUCGAUCGUCGGGUAUAAUUCAACGAUUUUUUUUGUGCGUAAUAUCCUUGCCAAAUAAAAACAUGUACACUAAGUUGCUAACAAGAUGCUCAAGGACGAGCCAUCUGUCACAAACAAGGCUUGUAUAUGCCUCUAGUUGGGCUUGGAUGCCACGAAAUCAGUCUACUCAUCCAAUGGAAUUGCGUCGUCAAGUACAGACGACUGAAAAGUCACGACAACAAACUACCUUCACUGAUAGAAGUCAGUUUAAAUAUGCACGGAGAUUAGUUGUUAAGCUGGGAAGUGCAAUCAUAACGCGGGAAGAUGAACAUGGAUUAGCGUUAGGCCGCUUAGCAUCAAUUGUUGAACAAGUUGCUGAAUGCCAGAUUGAAGGUCGUGAAUGUGUUAUGGUGACCAGUGGAGCAGUGGCUUUUGGAAAGCAAAAAUUAACACAAGAAUUGUUGAUGUCCCUUUCUAUGAGAGAAACACUUAGUCCACUUGAUCAUUCUCGAGAGCAUGUAGGAAAUUUCUUAGAACCUCGGGCAGCAGCGGCAGUAGGUCAAUCUGGACUUAUGUCUCUAUAUGAUGCCAUGUUUGCACAGUAUGGUGUGAAAUUGGCCCAAGUUUUAGUAACAAAGCCUGAUUUUUAUAAUGAAGAAACAAGAAAAAAUCUUAUUAGUACUCUAAGUGAGCUAAUUAGUCUUAAUAUUGUACCAAUAAUUAACACUAAUGAUGCAGUGUCGCCGCCACUUCCAGUUGAUGAAGAGGUUGCUGGUAGUGGUGGAAGGAAAGGCAUUUCAAUCAAAGACAAUGAUUCUUUGGCUGCAAUGUUAGCUGCAGAAGUUCAAGCUGAUCUUCUAAUUCUCAUGAGUGACGUAGAUGGCAUUUAUAAUCUACCACCUUGGCAAGACGGUGCUAAGUUGCUUCACACGUUCAGCUCUGACCUCCGGGAGACCAUUAAAUUUGGAGAAAAGUCCAAAGUUGGCACUGGAGGAAUGGAUUCUAAAGUGACAGCUGCUCUAUGGGCACUCGAUCGUGGAAUAUCAGUAGUCAUUUGUAAUGGAGCACAAGAGAAAGCUAUCAAGGAUAUUUUGAGUGGAAAAAAGAUUGGUACUUUUUUUACUCAAACUCCGAUUGCUUCAACUCCAAUUGAGAUCGUAGCAGAAAAUGCAAGAGUAGGAAGUAGAAUGCUUCAAUCAUUAAAGCCAGAAGAGCGAGCUGAUUGCAUCAGGACUUUAGCAAAUUUGUUGGAAAAUAAACAAAGAGAUAUUUUAGCAGAAAAUUCUAAAGACCUUGAAGAAGCUUCAAAGUCUGGUUUGGCAAAGCCUCUUCUUUCUCGUUUAUCUCUCAAUCCUUCAAAGCUAAAAUCUUUGAGUUCAGGUUUACGUCAAAUAGCAGAUUCAUCUCUAAUGAACGUAGGAAGAGUAUUAAGAAGAACCAAAAUUGCCGAAGGGCUUGAACUAAAGCAGAUUACAGUUCCUAUUGGAGUACUUUUAGUGAUUUUUGAAUCACGGCCUGACAGUUUACCUCAAGUAGCUGCGUUAGCUAUGGCUAGUGCGAAUGGAUUACUUCUAAAAGGUGGUAAAGAAGCUAUAUGUAGUAAUCGAUGUCUUAUAGAACUAGUGAAAGAAGCUUUAAAUCCAUUUGGUGCUUCCAACGCCAUCUCUUUAGUAUCUACACGUGAAGAAGUCAGUGAUCUUUUGUCAAUGGAUAAACAUAUCGAUUUAGUUAUUCCACGGGGAAGCUCUGAGAUGGUUCGAACGAUUCAAAAUCAGUCCAAACAUAUUCCAGUUCUUGGACAUGCUGAAGGAAUCUGUCAUGUAUAUGUAGAUAAAAAUGCCGAUCUUCAGAAAGCUUUAAAAAUAAUUCGCGAUUCUAAAUGUGAUUAUCCAGCUGCUUGUAAUGCUAUGGAAACUCUUCUUAUUCAUGACAGUCUUAUGGAAGGAAAUUUCUUUCAAGAAGUUUGUCAUAUGUUAAGAAAAGAAGGUGUGAAAAUAAACGCUGGACCAAGACUACGGGAACAAUUAACUUUCGGACCGCCUACAGCAAAAAGCAUGAAGAUUGAGUAUGGGUCUCUUGAGUGUACAAUCGAAAUAGUACCUGAUAUAGAUGAAGCAAUUAAUCACAUUCACAAGUAUGGAAGUUACCAUACUGAUGUUAUUGUUACAGAAGAUCCAAGUAGAGCUAAGCACUUCCAAAGAGAAGUUGAUAGCGCUUGUGUCUUCCAUAAUGCUAGUUCUAGAUUCGCUGACGGAUACAGAUUCGGAUUAGGAGCAGAAGUGGGAAUUUCAACUGCGAGAAUUCAUGCAAGGGGACCAGUUGGUGUUGAUGGGCUUCUAACAACUAAAUGGAUUCUGACAGGUGAUGGACACACAGUUCAAGAUUUCUCCGAAAAUGGAGGACUUACUUAUCUUCAUCAAAAUUUAUCUAUCGAUUAAAGUCAUAAUAUUGCGAAAGAGAAAAGAUA
Messenger RNA from Chelonus insularis, 2959 nucleotides. RefSeq names its product Delta[1]-pyrroline-5-carboxylate synthase (gene P5CS). The transcript is spliced from 6 exons. Gene Ontology annotation, cellular component: cytoplasm; mitochondrion. Bases 576 to 2930 code for a protein of 784 amino acids. NCBI's taxonomy places the organism in Eukaryota, Metazoa, Arthropoda, Insecta, Hymenoptera, Braconidae. Gene Ontology annotation, molecular function: glutamate-5-semialdehyde dehydrogenase (NADP+) activity; glutamate 5-kinase activity; ATP binding. The record is from RefSeq and is a predicted model, not a curated record.